AUGGGCGGGGGCAGCUCCCAGGUCAGGGUGAACCCCAGCAGCCGCAACUUCGUGCACGCGCUGCGCCGCCUGGUGAGCGGUGCCGUCUCCUACGAGCCGGGCUGCGACUCGAGCGGGUACCUGCCGCAGUUGACGCCGGACCUGUGCCGAGCACCGGGCGGCCGAGGGAUGCUGGACAUGGCCGUCUUUCCCGGGAAGGACUGGCCCUCCGGCGAGGCGAUGGGAUCCAGGCCUGUCGAGUCGAUGGCCGAGGACGCCAUGCGCCCGGGCCUGGUCCUCCCGCGGAACCCGGUGCAGCCGGGCAGGAAGGGGUCCUACUCGGUGCGCCUGGCCGGAGUGCUGACGCCGCCCGCCGCGGGCGUCUACGAGUUCGGCCUUGCCUGCAGCGGCAGGGCCCGCUUCCGCGUCGGUGGCCAGGUCAUCGCCGAGCUGCCGCGGCCCGGCGGCGCCGGCGGGCCUAGACCGCAGUCGGUCGGGGACAUGUGCCCGCGGAUGGACGAGGUCCGCGUCUGCGCGCGGCUGGCGGCGGGCUGCGGCACGGAGCUGGAGGUCGAGUGGGUGCCCUCGCUCAGGCCCCCGGUGGGCGCGCACCUCCUUCUGGGCUGCAGGCCCCGGGCCCCGCGGGACGACCCGAGCGCCGCCCUGGACGGGGCGGCGGCCGCCGCCGCCGCGGCGGACGCGGCCGUGGUGGUCGUGGGGCACACCAGCGUCGACGAGACGGAGGGCCGAGACUCCGCCGGCCUUGCCAUCGAGGCGCCCGUCCUGGAGCUGAUCCGGCGCGUCGCGGCGGCGAACGCGCGCACGGUGCUGGUGCUGAACAGCUGCGUGCCGCGGGACGUCGGCCCCGUCCUCGGCGCGGUGCCCGCGGUGGUCGUCUCCUGGUUCGGGGGCCAGGAGGCGGCCGCCGGGUUGGCCUCGGCGCUGGUGGAGGGCGGCUGGGGGCCCUGCGGCCGCCUGCCGUUCACCUGGCCCCGGGCCCUCGGGGACACGCCCGCCGCCUUCCCGGACGGCGCCGAGGGCCCCAGGUACCCAGGCGUGUUCGCCGACGCGGCGCAGGAGCAGGGCCGAGUAUUCUACGAGGAGGGACUCCUCCUCGGCUACCGCUGGUAUCAGCACCGCGCCAUCCCGCCGCUGUUUGCCUUCGGCCACGGCCUCGGCUAUUCGAGCAUCGCCUACCGGGCUCUGGAGCUCUCGUGCGGGGCGGAGCUGCCGGCAGGGCGCGGCGUGGAGCUGCGGGUCACGGUGGCGAACACCGGCACCAGGCCCACGAAGGAGGUCGUCCAGGCGUACGUGGCGGCCACGGGUGGGGCGCCUUUGGCGGGUGUGAAGCAGCUCCGUGCCUUCGCCAAGCGGGCCCUCGCCCCGGGCGAGGCCGCGACGGUGACUCUGCAGCUGGAGCCCUCUGCGCUGCCGGCGCCAGGCUUCGAGGUGCUGGUGGGGCCCAGUUCCGCGGACACGCCGCUGCGGAGGGUGGUGCGGGUGGCGUAG
This is a messenger RNA of Prorocentrum cordatum, 1488 nucleotides long. The record is from the annotation of a GenBank genome assembly. NCBI's taxonomy places the organism in Eukaryota, Dinophyceae, Prorocentrales, Prorocentraceae.